Pyrgilauda ruficollis (rufous-necked snowfinch) is the source of this 1329-nucleotide messenger RNA. It is a transcript of the gene ZCRB1, whose product is annotated as zinc finger CCHC-type and RNA binding motif containing 1. Gene Ontology annotation, cellular component: U12-type spliceosomal complex. Gene Ontology annotation, molecular function: RNA binding; zinc ion binding. The coding region runs from base 162 to 812 and encodes 216 amino acids. The transcript has 8 exons. The record is from RefSeq and is a predicted model, not a curated record. Lineage: Eukaryota; Metazoa; Chordata; Aves; Passeriformes; Passeridae. Gene Ontology annotation, biological process: mRNA splicing, via spliceosome.
GAGCUGCGCGUCGGCGGAAGCGCGACGGGCCGGGGCGGCGGUGGCUGAGGAGGAGCCGUGUGUGCCGGGCUCUCCCGUCCCGCCGGGACCGCACCCGCGCCUCUCCGGGCCGCGUCGCACGAUGGGCUCCCGUACGGGCUGAGCCCCGCCGUGACGGAAAAAUGAGUGGUGGGUUGGCACCAAGCAAAAGCACAGUGUAUGUGUCCAAUUUACCCUUCGCUUUGACUAACAAUGAUCUGUACAGGAUAUUUUCAAAGUAUGGGAAAGUUGUCAAAGUUACCAUUAUGAAAGACAAAGACACCAGAAAGAGCAAAGGAGUUGCCUUUAUUUUGUUUUUGGAUAAAGAAUCUGCGCAAAACUGUUCUCGGGCACUUAAUAACAAACAGUUGUUUGGAAGAGUAAUAAAAGCAAGUAUUGCCAUUGAUAAUGGAAGAGCAGCAGAAUUCAUUCGCAGGCGUAACUACUUUGAUAAGUCUAAGUGUUACGAAUGUGGGGAAGCAGGACACUUAAGUUAUGCUUGUCCUAAAAAUAUGCUGGGGGAGCGGGAACCACCAAAAAAAAAAGAAAAGAAGAAGAGAAAGAAAAUAGUGGAACCAGAAGAAAUUGAGGAGGAAGAAGAAAGUGAAGAGGAAGGUGAAGACCCUGCUCUAGAUAGCCUCAGCCAAGCCAUAGCUGUUCAGCAAGCCAAAAUUGAGGAAGAACAACAAAGAUGGACACAGACUGCAGGGGAAUCUUCAAUUUCAGAUGAUUCAAGACGUCCACGGAUUAAGAAAAGUGCUUAUUUCAGUGAUGAGGAAGAACUUAGUGACUGAAAUAAUACUGUUCUAAAUGCACAUAUAAGAUAUAUAUAGUGUACAUUUGUAAAGUGCUACAAAGUAAUCUGUAAUACAGGUUUGUUUUGGUGUUGAAGACAUUUAAAAUCAUAGGGUUUUUUUAUUCUGUCCCCUGAUUCUUCCAUCUUUUUAUAUCUGUGUCUCAAAACUUUACCUCUCAAGGCAACUUUUUAAGAAAAUGGUGUAAUUAUACAUGUAAAUCCAGAAAAGUAUCUGUGAGAAUGCGUCUUGCAGUUAGUGUCUAGAACCAAGUCCCAGCAGUGAAAUGUUUCAUGAGAGAAUUUCCCAAGCCUUUUUUCCUAAGAGGAGUUCCUCUUAGGAUGACUGUUAACACCACUGAUGCUUUAUGUAUUGGUCUGUUUGGAAGCAGUGCUUUAGUAGUAUUUCAGUAGAUUAUGAAACUUGUAUUAGUUCCUCUGCAUAGGGUUGAAUUUCAGCUUUAGGCAUUGUCUUUUUACUCUUCAUGCAGUACUAUAAUAAAUUAUUGUUACAUCAA